Messenger RNA from Diceros bicornis minor, 6339 nucleotides. RefSeq names its product F-box protein 40 (gene FBXO40). Lineage: Eukaryota; Metazoa; Chordata; Mammalia; Perissodactyla; Rhinocerotidae. The record is from RefSeq and is a predicted model, not a curated record. Gene Ontology annotation, cellular component: cytoplasm. The coding region runs from base 1 to 2445 and encodes 814 amino acids. Gene Ontology annotation, molecular function: ubiquitin protein ligase activity; protein binding; zinc ion binding. The transcript is spliced from 6 exons.
AUGAGUGAUUACAGCAUUGACAUGAUACAACAAGACCAAGUUGAUCGCAGCUUUCCAUCUCAGAUUUCAGAACCCCUGAUGAACAGAAUGACCCCAGAGAAUCCCCAGCCAUACCUGUUUAUUAACAUGGAUGAUUCCAGCAUGAACUUGAUACCACAGGACCCAGCUGAUCCCAAACUCUGUCCUCUGCUGCAGCUGAACUCCCAGCCACCUCCUGCGAUCUGCUUGCUCACAAUCAAGGGACACAGGUGCAGCAGACGCUGGUUCAGCAGUGCCAUCAAGAAUUACAAAUCAAGAAGAAACUGGGAAGCUAUGGGCAGGGCACGCAGGCCUCCACCAGGGCAGCACAGGCAUUGUGAGAGAUGCUUUAACCGUCACUGCCACAUGCCUGUGGAGCCCAACGUCUCCUGCCUGGUGAUAAAUUGCCACCUGUCCUGUGGCGCUACCUUCCACAUGUGCAAAGAGGCAGAACAUGAGCUUCUCUGUCCCUUAGAGCGGGUUCCGUGUCUCAACUCUGAAUAUGGCUGCCCCCUUUCCAUGUCCCGCCACAAACUGGCCAAGCACCUGCAAGUGUGCCCUGCCAGUGUGGUCUGCUGCUCUAUGGAGUGGAACCGCUGGCCAAACGUGGACUCUGAAACAACCCUUCAUGAGAACAUCAUGAAAGAGACCCCCAGUGAGGAGUGUUUGGACACAGCCCUGGCCCUCCAGGACCAGAAAGUCCUUUUCAGAUCUUUGAAAAUGGUAGAACUUUUCCCAGAAACUAAACAGCCCACUGAGGAGGAACCUACUAUGAAUGGUGAAGCCAGCUGGGAGGAAAUGGAAGGAGCAGUAGGUGGAGCAGAUGCUGGGUUGGUAUCAAACGGCACUCUGUCAGCCACUAACGGAGAGAUGGUGGAGCUGAGUCAAGAAGAACGAGAGACGUUAGCCAAAACCAAAGAAGGGAUGGACCUGGCCAAGUUUGACAAGUGGGAAAAUAUGUUCAGCAAAGAACAUGCAGCCUCUGCUUUAACAAGCUCAUCAGUGAGCUGUGAGAGCAAGAGCAGGAACGGCCCGGGGAAAGAACAGAUAUCCAGUGGCAAUAACAUGGUAAAAGAGGAUACUGCCAAUGAGAAAGAACCACAGGAAAACCAGAAGCAGCAGAACUCUCACGGAGCCAUGGAAACGACAGGGCUUGCCCCUUGGCAGGAUGGUGUUCUGGAAAGACUGAAAAUGGCUGUGGAUGCAAAGGACUAUAAUAUGUAUUUGGUGCACAACGGGAGGAUGCUUAUUCACUUUGGUCAGAUGCCUGCUUGUACGCCUAAGGAGAGAGACUUUGUUUAUGGCAAGCUAGAAGCUCAGGAAGUGAAGACUGUUUACACCUUCAAAGUUCCUGUGAGCUACUGUGGGAAGCGGGCUCGCAUUGGAGACGCCAUGUUAAGUUGUAGGCCAAAUGAACACAAGGCAGUAGAUACUUCAGAUUUGGGGAUCACUGUGGAGGACCUGCCCAAAUCAGAUCUUGUCAAGACCACCCUCCUGUGUGCUUUGGAAAGAGAACUCAAAGGUCACGUCAUCUCCGAAUCCAGGAGCAUUGACGGGCUGUUCAUGGAUUUUGCUACACAGACAUACAAUUUUGAGCCAGAGCAGUUUUCCUCUGGGACGGUGCUGGCUGACCUCCUAACCACUGCCAAACCAGGCGGGCUCCAUGUGGAGCUCCACAGUGAGUCUGUGACCAGGAGACACAACAAGAGCAGCUCUGCCUUCACUUUCACUUGCAACAAAUUCUUCAGGAGGGAUGAAUUCCCCCUGCAUUUCAAGAAUGUCCACACAGACAUUCAGUCAUGUCUCAAUGGCUGGUUCCAGCAUCGAUGCCCCCUCGCCUACUUGGGAUGUACAUUUAUUCAAAACCAUUUCCGUCCCCCAGGGCAAAAGGCAAAAGUGAUCUAUAGUCAAGAGCUCAAGACUUUUGCUAUCAAGCCGGAGGUUGCUUCAGAGCUCAGUGAGGGAAGGAAGAACAACCACCUCUCAGGCCAUGGAAGAAAAAGCCAGAAUUCUCUGACCAGCCUGCCCCUGGAGAUUUUGCAGUACAUUGCUGGGUUCUUGGACAGCAUCAGCCUGUCCCAGCUCUCCCAGGUGUCCGUGCUGAUGAGGAACAUCUGUGCCACUUUGUUACAAGAGAGGGGGAUGGUCCUCCUGCAAUGGAAGAAGAAGAAGUAUUCCAACGGAGGCACCUCCUGGAAAGUCCACAGAGAGAUCUGGCAAUUCAGCAGCCUCUUCUCCAAAGUCAAGAGCUGGGAGUUUAAUGAAGUUGCCUCCAUGUCCGAGCACCUGAAGUCCUGUCCUUUCAACGUUGUAGAGCACAAGACUGACCCGAUUCUUCUGACCAGCAUGUGUCAGCCCCGCGAGCAGGCCCGAGAGAGCUUAGUUACCACCUUCAGAGCCAGAGCACGAGGGAGACACGCCUACUGAAGAUUCAGACGCCGCCAUUCUUGGAUUCCCCCUCAGAGUUUCUAAAAAUAGGACAGAGCGUGGUUUUGAGGACUUGCCUCUAUAAACUGCAUAUGUGCCUAUCUGGGUGUAUUGGAACAUGCAAUGUCCUUCAGAAUCUGAGCAGCUGCACAAGGUCUAAGAAUUUUGUAAGCCAUGGCUUGUACGAUUGCUAUAGUGCCUUAUUGAUACCUUUUUUUUUCUAAAGUAAAUCAGAGGAGAAAAUAAGUACCUUGAGGCUACUUGGAAGAUAGGCUCAAGUCCUUAGGAGAUGAGAGAGCAGUGAAAUUCCAUAACCAGCACAGGCCUGUGCUUUUGUGGAGAGCUUUUCAGUUUAUAAGCACUUUCAAAUUUAUAAGGUAGGCAGUGCAGGGAUGGGGACUGAGGUGCCUCCCAGGGCACCCAGGGUGAAGGGCACACAGUUUGACAGUUCUGGAGCUGAGGUUGUCUUGACAGUCAAGUCCAAGGCUUCCUUUAGUGGCCCCACUGCCUCUGAGCCUAGACAGUCCAAACACAGCCCGACAGAAUAGUGACCUUGGCUGCGCACAGCAGCCUCAAGGACACUGCAAGCCAAAGGAUGAGAGGCAGAAAUGAGGUCACAGAGUUUGUUGUGUAGACUCUUGGCAACAUACAGAAGGACGGCCUUGAAAAAUGAAAAGUCCAAAGGAGACCCUAUAUUUAUGCAGAAAAUUAGGACGAAAAUCUGCAACCCUACUUUUAAACAUUUUAAUAAUGACUUAAGUGUCAAGGUCCUUUUCUGAAAAUUAUAUUCUAGGUCUAGAUUAGGGAGAGCAUAGGCAUAACCCAGCACCACCUUGGGCUAUCUGAAAUGACCUCAAGACACUAACACCAACUUCAGUGUCAUGCUGGAAUGCACAGGGUAGCCCAAGGAGACCACACAUUUGGCAAAGUCCAGGCAAGGCCCACUGUAGUUCCUGUGGCACCAGUCACCACCUCCUGGACACCAGUUGAGUGCCCCACGGGGGAUCUUGGGAAGGAAGACAUGUGAACGUAGUGCUUUCCUGUACUUUCUCCUACUUAUUGCUGGUCACUACUCCAGUCUGUCAAAAAUGAGGGAUACUGUUUUUUGGUAACAAACAGUGAAUACUCAUGAGAACAAAAGUAAAAUAAAAAUAUACAAUAGAAACUGGCAUCCCCUAAAGCAAGGUUUUUCAGAACUAACAACAUUUUGAACUGGAUAAUUCUUUGUCGUAAGGGACUGUCCUGUGUGUUAUAGGAUAUUUAGCAGCAUCCUUGGGCUCUAUCCAAGAGAUGCCAGUAGCACCCCCACAGCUGUAACAACCAAAAAUGUCUCCAGACACUGCUACAUACCCUCUGGGAGCAAAAUCGCUCCUGGUUGAGAAGCAUUGCUCUAAAGGAUGACAUACCAGUGGCAGCAUGUUAGGAUAAGCUUUUUAGUAGCAAAAUCUUAUCUCACAGAGUUAUCUACAAUGGGUAUGAUUUCAUGCAGCUCUUCUUUAGUUACUAAGUAGGUUUUAGACACAUGGUGAGUUUAAGUUGGGAACCAGAUGGAGCUCAUUUGUUUGAUGUGGCUUCAUGUCCUUGGGUCGCAUGCGAAAAUACAUCCUUUCAGCCCUCUCCAAGUGUAGCUGGAGCCAGGAAAGUUGAGCUACUUGUCUUGUGUUUAUCUCCCUAUCAUCUUAAGUGGUGCCAUUUUCCCGGCAGUCCCCAAGCAGGUGAGAAAGAAGGGAAAAGGAGGACAGGCAUUGUGGGGAAGCAGAGAACAAAGCAUUUAGCCAACAAAAAAAGAGUCUAGUCAAUCUGGAUGCUUGUUAUUGCCUGAGUCUCUCUGAGCACAGUCCGGAGCUGGUGUAGAUGAAGUAGACGACACCUCUGAGAAGAGUCGAGAAGGCGUUAGAGCAAGUCCCAGAGUAGAAAUUUGCUCAUCUUUUCGUUAUUAUGUGCCGCUUGGUAGUAUUUGGUAAUGUGACUCUAUUUUUCCUUAUCCUUAUCGUUUGGUUUAUAUUUCACAUUUGUACAUAAGGCACUGUUUUUCUAAAAAUAUAACCAGAGUAUGAGCUAAGAUUUUAUUCAGUGAAGAUGAGCAAUUGGAAACUUCUAGACACUGAAGUGGGGCGAGAGGAAGAGUUCUCAGGGGAAGAGGUGUCAGUUCCAUGUGUUUUGAUCUAGUCCUUUCUGUGUGGAGAAAGAAAGCCCCUAAAGUCCACUCUGGGUUUCUUAUUUUACUAGAAAAAGAGAGAAAGGGGAGCUAGAGACCAAGGAAGAUGAAAAUCAGGGGCUACUGUUAGAUGGGUGAGAAAGACAGAGAAAGGCAGAGAGCAGAGGGCUUUUCCUUCACAGUGGGGGCAGCACAGGUGCGGGAGAGCAGUCAGGAGAGGGCCCACACCUCUCUGUGGCCUGCACACAUCCAGUCACACUUCCCUUUCCCAGUUGCUGCCUUCAGAGCAAUAUUGAAUUGAUCAACAUCAUCAAACACAUUUGAUAAGAUAUCGAAUUGUACACGUUGCGGGAAACCAGGCUACAGCAGGUGUCCACUGGUCUGCCCAAACAAAUGCAUUUUAUGGUGACAGGGCAGUGGAAGCAAAGGGAAGCCCUUUAGAGAGACUGUGGAUUAGACAGAAGAGGAUUUGAUUAGUGAGAUGAGGCUGUAGUGGGCAGCGUGAGCAGCAAGCAUUAUCUGACCGAGGCAAGACAGUUAGACAUGGCUUCAGAUUAAGAAGCAGCUGAAGGGAGUGAAAAGGGACUGGUACCCGGGAAUAGGAGCCUGGAUGGGGACCUGUUCCUAAGCAGAGCCCUUGAUGAGUAUCACCACCAGGAAAAUCAGUCCAGAGAAGAUCAGCUGAACAGGGAGGGUGAGGUCUGUAGAACAGAGGCAGAAAGGACCCUGUUACCUUAACAGUGUUGGGAUCUAGAAAAGAAGUUUCUGUCUUAUAAUGAAGGGAAAAGUGAAAAGCCAGGUGGGACUUGGAGAUGUAACAGGGAACUCAUGUGAAAGUCUGAUCUAUGUGUGAUGUCAAAUCAAACUGAAGUGAAGAAUGAGAUCAUGUACAUCUAUGGUCACUUACCUCAGUCUACUGGAAAUCCCAAUGUCUCUAUAAGCAGAAAUAAAAGCUGCUUUGCACACUGGAAGGCUAACUGGCUGACUCUUAUAAGUUAGCUCUAAAGACAGAUUUGUGAUUCGCUGGCAUAGAAGUCAUUGCGGAAACAAAGGAGUGUAUAUCUUAAAGAAAAGCCAAGGAAUGAGCCUGAGGGACGCAGUGUUCUAGGCACACGGGAAGCUCACCAAUUUUAUGAAGUCCUGGAGCAACUAUGGAUCUCAGACACUAAUCCUAGCUCUUCCUUGAUCCCACUGUCUUCUCCCUUUUUGAAAGCUGGACCCAACUUCAGAUACUGGUUACAGCACAGACGUCUAUGUCCUACCAACCAAAGAUCCCUUACACCAAAUCCCUGACUUUUAUUUUGAUUUUAUUUGAUUUUACCUAGAAUCUUCUAUCUCGGACUUUGCUAAGCCCAAUGCCCUGGGGCUGGGAUAAAACCCACCAUGCCCUGGCGUCUCAUUCCCCUUCAUCUCCAUACUUUACUUGGUGAUUCUCUUUUUGCCCAUCAGUGGUUGUUCAAAUGUUCUCACCUCUUUUCCUAUCAGCCUUGGUCCUGGACUACACAGAAGCUUCAUGAGCUUCCUCCAUCUACCCUCUUUCUUUGCCAUCAAUUUCAGUCACCCAGCUGAAAGGAAGCCUGGACUUUCUCUAGGAGAAGCCACGGUCUCUGACUCCAAAUCUUCUUAACACCUCGUUGGAGCCUGUGUUCCUUUAGCUUUAGUCUUUUUUUGUUGGCCAAAUCUCCCUUUUCCUCCUUCCUAUCCCCUAAUUUGUGCUUCUUCCUCAAGAAUCAUCA